Penicillium samsonianum is the source of this 1050-nucleotide messenger RNA. RefSeq lists its product as uncharacterized. The transcript has a single exon. The coding region runs from base 1 to 1050 and encodes 349 amino acids. The record is from RefSeq and is a predicted model, not a curated record. Lineage: Eukaryota; Fungi; Ascomycota; Eurotiomycetes; Eurotiales; Aspergillaceae.
AUGGACUUGCGACGAGCCCUAUCCAACCUUUUUGGCAAGUUCGACCUCGGCAAGUUCCAGCUUGGCCAAUUCCAGCUUGACAAAUUCAAGCUUGACAAAUUCAAGCUUGACGCAGCCGGUUUAGUAGCUCUGGCGGACCUCCAGAGUAUCGCUAAAUGGACUGCUAUCACUGGUACUUCAUCUUUCAUGGAUAGUCUUUUUCUGGCGCCAGGCAUUCAUAAACAGUCCUCGGCCCCUAGUCUAAGUGGUGGAGAGUUUCCCCCAAUGGGAGCUUUGACGUCAGGAUACGUUUUUCGGAUUGAGAAUGAAGCCACAGUGCACUUUCUGCAAAGUGUCGGAAAAACCGGCAAUCUACUCAACCUAGUCGUGGACUUGCCGCCUACUACCAUCAUGGAGAAGUUGAGAUACUUUAUCGAAAGCCCUGGGAAGGUUCCACUCUUCCUCUAUUCAAUUGGUCAGGUCUUGACAAUCGCUGUUAUUAUCAUCCUUGCAUUUUUGGAAGACUGGUGGGCCCUGGUGACACUUGCCAUGUGGAUGUCUGCUCGGAUUUGCAACAUCUGGUCUAUCAAAAGACGGAGUCACAUUGGCUGGAAAGGCAAGGUAGAGCCUGGGGUGAAUGGUGAUCUUCUUAUUUUGCUCACCCAAGACCGAUGGAUUCGUCUUCGGGGAACAGUCGAUGAUUUGAAGGCUGUUACUUCCGGGCAAUGGCUCCGGGACAAAACUUUGCUUGACGAACUCCUCAUCGCCUUCUCAACUCUUGUGGUAUACCUGUCCGCUGUGCUCUCGGGAAACUCGUCCACAACGGGUAGUCUGUAUCUUCUUUGUCUAUUGCUUGUAUCAGCGGGGCUAUUGGAACUAUGUACGGGAUUAUCAAAUGGUUUCCGAAUGUAUGGGCGUCAGCUCAGGGUGGUUGGCAAGCCGACCCCUUAUACACGGCGACUGGACUUGGCAGAGGAACUCAUACAAGAGACAGGAAGGGAUGACUGGGCAAUUGGUCUCGGCAUGAUAUUGACACCCACGGGUCGAGGCGAGGGACCUGUUCUUCUCUGA